Messenger RNA from Oncorhynchus keta (chum salmon), 1573 nucleotides. RefSeq names its product neuropeptide Y receptor type 2-like. NCBI's taxonomy places the organism in Eukaryota, Metazoa, Chordata, Actinopteri, Salmoniformes, Salmonidae. The record is from RefSeq and is a predicted model, not a curated record. Gene Ontology annotation, molecular function: neuropeptide Y receptor activity. Gene Ontology annotation, biological process: G protein-coupled receptor signaling pathway. Gene Ontology annotation, cellular component: membrane.
CUAGCUGACCUCCUGGUGAAUACAUUGUUCCCCUUCACGUUGGUCUAUACUCUGCUCGGGGAGUGGAAGUUUGGCCAGCUGCUUUGUUUCCCGCUUCCCUAUGCACAGGGAUUGGCUGUCCACGUAUCCACGGUGACGCUCAACGUCAUAGCCCUCGAUAGACACAGGUGUAUAGUGUACCACCUGGAGACCAGGAUGAGAAAGGAUGUGUGUUUCGGGGUGAUUGCCGCCACAUGGGUACUGAGUGCGGUGCUGGCCAGUCCACUAGCUAUCUUCAGAGAGUACACACACACACACACCCUAACCCUCUCUCCUCUUCUCCAGGUGUGUACAGAGAAGUGGCCGGGCAGCUCGACAGACGGGACAGUCUAUUCAAUCUCCAUGCUCCUCCUCCAAUACGUUCUCCCUCUAGCCGUCAUCUCCUUCGCCUACGCUCGUAUCUGGUCCAAACUCCGUUCCCACAUGUCCCCCGCCGGCCGCAACGACCGCCACCGCCGACGACGCAAAACCACCAAGAUGCUGGUGACCGUGGUCGUGGUGUUCGCGGUCAGUUGGCUGCCGUUCCACGCUUUUCAAUUGGCCACGGAUAUCGACGGCUCCGUCUUGGACAUGAGGGAUUUUAGACUGCUGUACACGCUGUUCCACGUGGUGGCCAUGUGCUCAACGUUCGCCAACCCUCUGCUCUACGGGUGGAUGAACAGCAACUAUCGCACCGCGUUCACGACCGUGUUCCGCUGUGAGCAGAGAAUGGAUAGUGUGCAUCCGAAGGGAACAUUCAAGGACCGUUUUCUCAAAGGUGUGGUUACAAGUUUAUUAAAACAGCAUUACUUUCCCAUUGUUCCUCAACUGUAGUGCCAUCAUAUACCAUUUUUUAGCUCACCAUUUCAAAUUUUGCUACAGUACAUAAGAUCGAAUCGAGCCGGUCGGUCAUUGUGUAAGCUUUCUGCCUUGUUUGAGAAGUUAAAGCCACUUUGAAUUAGUUAUCUGUUCAGCUGCCAUCUAUCUUUUUCUUCUCUGUUCUCACCUGUCUGCUCCUCCCCCAUCUUCUCAGAGCAGGCAGGCCUGUUGCCCUAACGACUCCAGACUCCACACAGACACAGCGUGUACACAUGCUGCUCCAGAGCCACUACUGUUCUUCCUUCAGACAAGCGUGCGUCAACACGUUGUUCAUUUGCACAAUGUCUCUCAUUCACAUUCGCUUGUAAAUAUCCAAACUCACCAAAAAAAUGACCUUUGAUAGCUCCUAUCUACAUAUGUAUAACUUCAUGAGUUGGAUUUUUGUUUAUUUUCGUUUGCGCUGGUUAGUAUGUUUAGCUAGCAACCUCCCUGGAAAUGUACUAUUACUUGUGCUAGUUUUGUUAGCAUUCUGGCAUUUUUGUGAGGUUUUCUUUGGUGCCCCUUUGUGUACUAAGCUGGUAAUACCGUAAAUCCCGGGAUGAGAGAAGGACAGUAUGAAGAAAACCUGGAUUCUGCCCAAACCUAAUGCAUACAUUAUAUGUAGGUAAUGGUAUGAGAUGUACAACAACUACGGUUUGAUCUCUUUUAGAGAGAGAGACAGACAGACAGACAGACA